AUGAAGAUGCUAAUGCUGACUGUGGGGCUGGCCUUGAUCUGUGGCCUCCAAUCCCUGAAUAACAAUUUGGGAGAUCUAUCAAAAGUUACUGGAGAGUGGUUCACUGUUGCUUUGGCCUCCAAUGUGACAUCUAAGAUUGAAAAAGGAGGGAGUUUGGAGAUUUUUAUCAAAAAUGUCAGUGAAAACAAUGGCGAUCUUACUGGAGUCUUCUUCAGAAGGGAAAAUGGCAAAUGCAUUCAAUUUUCAUUGACUUCUUUCAGAGGAGAUGAUGGUCAAUUGUAUGUACAAUAUGAUGGACUUAAUGAUUUCUCAGUGCAAAGUGUGGACACUAAACAUAUCACGUAUAUCUGUCAUAAUUUCAACAAUAAGAAGGUGACCACUUGGGCACAACUCUUUGGCCGGACUCCAGACCUGUCAGAUGAAAUAAAGAAGAAAUUUGAGGAAAUGUGUAAAAGAUUUGGAAUUAGGAAGGAUCAAAUUAGAUAUUUUUCUAAUGAUGGAAUGAUCAUCAUGCAGCAUCAGCUAGGGAAUUUAGAUGAAGAUCACAUGUAUAUUGAGUCCUUAGUGAAGAAACUCAUACCACAAGAUUCAUAUGGGGACCCAAUGGUCCAUUGA
This is a messenger RNA of Dromiciops gliroides (monito del monte), 615 nucleotides long. RefSeq names its product trichosurin-like. The transcript has 6 exons. NCBI's taxonomy places the organism in Eukaryota, Metazoa, Chordata, Mammalia, Microbiotheria, Microbiotheriidae. The record is from RefSeq and is a predicted model, not a curated record. Gene Ontology annotation, molecular function: small molecule binding. Bases 1 to 615 code for a protein of 204 amino acids.